AUGUACAUCUUUCUCCUUAACUUCUUGAUUGUUCAGCCUUUAUUCAUUACAUCCUUGUCUCUCUAUGAAGACAAUGACUUGGAACCGUAUUUCACAGAUAACCUUGUGGGGAAUGUCCAAGAUGAACUAGCUCGUAUGCAAGAACGUGUUGAUAUGAAGCCUCUUCUUCACAAAAUAGGAAUUCUAGCAUUCUACUCUCGGAUUCAUAAAUCCCUGGUUCCUACCACUAGGGGGAAUGGAUAUCUUCACCAAUGGCCAGAGCCGAAAAACGACUUAGAUAGAGAACUUGUCGAAAGUUGCUUGGACAGUUUACAGGUAGCUGAACGCUUACAAGAUUAUAAUAAGUUCUUCAAGAAAUGCGUUGAUUACGUUUUGAACUAUCUGAAACUAUCUCAACCAUGGUUAUUACCAGAGAACAACUCUUUCCCUCAAACAACUCUCAGCGAAGAGAACAUGAAGCAAUUCAUCAAUGAUAAUUUACUUCAGCUUGAGCUGAGCACAAGCCAGGUCUUCUGUUUCUUAGCAAUGAACGAAGUGAUUAUAUUCGAAGACUUACCUUUCUGCCGCUAUGAUGUGACAUGGGGAAAGCAAGGAAAUUUAUUGUGGAGAGGAGCUGAAAUCAAACAAAAACCGGGAUUCAUAGAUGAAUUAAACGGAAUGCCAUUCGAAUGCGCUGUUCGCAGCUUUUGUCCAGAUCCUUGCUGCUCUAGUGUGGAUAAGAACUCGGUGCAAUUCACUGAACGAGAGUGCCACAGAAAUGUUUGUAAAAAGCCAGAGCUAUGUUCAAUGAAACGUAGUUUGAAUAAUGAAUUCAACGGUAUUCGAAACAAUCAAUGGAACAUAUCUUGUCCAUGUCCAGCUGGUCAAGAGUUUCGAUCUGACGUAGAACAUUGCGUGCAUAAUAAUGCUUGUGGAAGACAAAAUAUGUGUUCGGAUAGCCAAGAGUGUAGGAAUAUGAUUGGUGGAAUGGGAUUCAAAUGUCUUUGUCGUUUGGGCUCUGUGAAAACAGCUACAAAUACAUGUGUGGAGUAUGGACCGUCUUCCGAAAGCUGGCAUGGAUUGGCUUUUAGUGAACCGCAUCCAUCCAAAAGUGUUUACGCAUUGCAGUUAAAUAUAUUUAUAACUCUAUAUUGUUUUGCUUCAGCCUUAUAA
Molecule: messenger RNA, 1152 nt
Organism: Auanema sp. JU1783
Lineage: Eukaryota; Metazoa; Nematoda; Chromadorea; Rhabditida; Rhabditidae
Source: the annotation of a GenBank genome assembly